Molecule: messenger RNA, 1164 nt
Organism: Exophiala bonariae
Lineage: Eukaryota; Fungi; Ascomycota; Eurotiomycetes; Chaetothyriales; Herpotrichiellaceae
Exons: 2
Coding region: 1-1164 (387 amino acids)
Source: RefSeq, a predicted model, not a curated record
AUGCUACCACAAGAAACAUCCACCAGACUCACCCUGACGGCAAAAGGAAUGAAAUUCUUGGCUGAGCGAGGUAUUAUUCCAGACAUUCCGCGGGAGGAUAUUGAAGAUAAAAGCAAGGCGGAUGCACUAGCAAAGAUACUUUGUGCGCUGGGCAUGUACGCGAUGUGGUGGAAUAAGCCUCUCCUCGCCAAAGAACCUAUACUUGUCAAAUCAGAAGCCAUUACUGGGCUGUUACCGUUCAUGUAUAUGAGCAGCGAAGUUAGUGGUCGGGUAGAUCCAGAGCAGAUGCAAUCACAGACGAUUGUCAAGACACUAUUUGCGUACCUGAACCUUUACUCGAAAGUUCCUGAGAUAGAAUACGUGUGCUGUCGACAAACACGAGGGGAGAUCCCUGCCAGCACAGUACCAGCAAGCAACGGCUUAGACAGCUCGAAGAUGAUCGUGAGUCAGAUCAAGGGGCAAGACUGUCAAAGAAUUGGACCUGAGUGUCAAGAACUGCGGGCGUUCAGCAUGGGGCUAGAGAACACGACUGCAUUCUUUGAACGGCGACCCCGUGUUCGAAUCGCCACAGAAAAGUAUUUCGCAAGCAAUGAUACCGCCGACAUUCGAAUCGCUCGGCUGAGUGAGAUGUUGAAGAUCGAAGACCCGAUAACUCUGCAGAACUUUUCGCACAAAAUCGCAGUCAACACGACCUGCAUCCAUUUUAAGCCCGAACAGCUCCUUGUCAAGUACAGUCACAAUUGGCCGAGCGAUGAGCUCCUUCGAAGCGUGGAUGGAUUGGUAGUCGGCAUGGUCCUCUGGCUUGCCAAUUUCCUGUACGGAAGUCUCCACGCCGCAGCUUGGAACGAUCAUUUCCCAUCAAUGUUGGAAAAAUGGCUCUGGCGAUCGUCGGCCAUUUACAUUGCCUUUUGUGGUGGUCUCUGGGUGAUUCUCAACUAUAUGGUCAAAAGUUAUAAGCGAUUGAAUGAGUUCUGGGAAAAGUGGAUGGAUGGUGAGAAAUCGUGGCUGCAGAAUGUGACACUCGGCACGAUUGUCGUGAUAUGUGGAUUUAGCCUUAUGUUUGCUAGGGCAUAUAUCGUGGUCGAGGCGUUUCUGAGUAUUCGCCAAUUGCCAGCAUCCGCGUAUGAGACACCAUCGUGGAGUCAAAUCUUUCCUCAUUUCUGA